AUGGAUGCUGAACAGGAGCUCAAGCGGCGCCGCGAAAGGGGCAGAUCGGCCCAGGCCGCCUUCCGUAAGAGACAGGCCCUGGCCGUCCAGGAGAUGCAACAGGAGAACAAGCGACUUAGGGAAGCCCUAGAGUCCGUCGUCAAGAUUGCACGGCAUGACGACCGCCGUGAUCUUGUAUCGGUGAUUAGGCAGGGAGCCGAGGCGGCUGGGAUUGAUGUUGAACAUCUCCCGGCGCCAGGUUCAGAAUAUGUGCUGCAACCGAACGACAAUUUGGGAUCCUGUGGGGCGCGUGGUCAAUCUGAGACUUCGGCAAGCAAUGUGUCUUUAAGCAGCGAGCCAUCGCGUCCGGAAGUGGAUACUUCCAAAGAGGCAGAUCUCGCCGUUACUCGUGCCUCACAACCGGCGUUCAAGGCGACGAGAUGCAUGAUGUGGCUGAACCCAAUGCGGUACAUGCGCCUUGACAAACCGCCUGAGGAUAUCGUGCCAUACAUAGGUGACGCGGCGAACACGCUGGCCGGCCAUCUGUUCUGGGCCGUCAUGGAGCACGCCCGGUCUGAUUGCCACCACGAGCACCACGCGCUCAGCCGCCAAGAGCUUUCGACCAGCCAGAACCCGUGCAUCCAGCGCAUGAUGCGGCACUCGAUCGCCAUGCAAUCCAUCAGCCACGGCUUGAUCAAGGCCAUGGUUGAGGCGCGGCUCGAGUACCGCCACCUGGGCUACAUUAGCGCCGAGUAUGCGGGUGCCGCCGACCCGGACACGGUCCGGAGCUUGCGGCGCAGCGUAGCAGCAGAGUUUGGUAGUCGUGGCCAAGACGAGAGUGUCUGGGUUGAUGCCAUUGGCGUCGAGUCCCGCGUCCGCUCGCUCCUUGGCCCUGAUUAUUUUGCCACGCUGGAGAGGGCGGCGCGGAGCCCGGAGAGCGCCAAGGCGCAUAUAUCGUUGUCGUGGGCUUUGGACCGGCUAAUAGGGAGUUUUAUAUGCUUCGGGGAUGGCCCUAGAUGGAAUGUACUUGAAGUGGACGAUAUAUUCUCUUCUUGGCUAUCCCACGUAGAAUGUUGA
Messenger RNA from Pestalotiopsis fici W106-1, 1056 nucleotides. RefSeq lists its product as uncharacterized. The record is from RefSeq and is a predicted model, not a curated record. The coding region runs from base 1 to 1056 and encodes 351 amino acids. Lineage: Eukaryota; Fungi; Ascomycota; Sordariomycetes; Amphisphaeriales; Sporocadaceae. The transcript is spliced from 2 exons.